AUGGUGAUGAUGUCCGGACUAGCUGCUGCCUACAGCGUAACAACGACCGGCACCGCGCCGUUAUCAGGCUGGAAGACACGGGCACCACCGCCGCGAGUCGCUUUCCAGCGGCGGCGGCGUACGAGUAUGACCACGGCCACGGCCACGUGCAUGCCCCGCGAGGCGAUGACGGCGCCGGAGAAGGCCGACGUGCUGCGGUCGCUGGGCGGGUGGGCGGAGUCGAACCUGCUGCCGCUGCUGAAGCCGGUGGACCGGUCGUGGCAGCCGCACGACCUGCUGCCGGACUCGGCGUCGCCGGGGUUCCGCGAGGAGGUGGACGAGCUGCGGGCGCGCUCGCGGGAGAUCCCCGACGACUACUACGUCUGCCUGGUGGGCAACAUGGUGACGGAGGAGGCCCUUCCCACGUACCACGCCGCCCUCAACAGCUUCGUCGGCUACGACAGCCCCUCCAGCGCCGACGCCUGGGCGCGCUGGUCCCGCGGCUGGACCGCCGAGGAGAACCGCCACGGCGACCUCCUGAACCGCUACCUCUACCUGUGCGGCCGCGUCGACAUGCGCCGCGUGGAGCAGACCAUCCACCACCUCAUCAACGCCGGGAUGCGCCUCGCCGUCGACAAGUGCCCCUACCGGGGCUUCAUCUACACGGCGUUCCAGGAGCGCGCCACCGCCAUCUCGCACGGGAACACGGCGGCGCGCGCCAAGGCGCUGGGCGACGCCAGCCUGGCCAGGAUCUGCGGCGCCAUCGCUGGCGACGAGAAGCGGCACGAGGCGGCCUACACCCGGGUGGUGGACGAGCUGUUCGCGCGGACGCCCGACGCCGCCGUGCGCGCGCUCGAGUACAUGAUGAGGGAGAGGAUCCUGAUGCCGGCCUACUACAUGUUCGACGGGAAGGACCCGGAGCUGUUCCACCACUACGCCGACGUCGCGCAGAGGCUCGGCGUCUACACCACCGCCGACUACGCCGACCUCGUCGAGUUCUUCGUCGACAGGUGGGGCGUCGCGGAGCUCGGCCCCGGCCUCACCGGCGAGGGGAGGCAGGCGCAGGACUACCUCUGCCGGUUGCCGGAGAGGGUGCGCAAGAUGGCCGAGCUGGACGCGCGACGGAGACAGCAGCCCCAGCCUCGUCAGGCCCCCUUCUCCUGGGUGUUCGACAGGCAGGUGGAGCUGCAGGCCUGA
Miscanthus lutarioriparius is the source of this 1176-nucleotide messenger RNA. The record is from the annotation of a GenBank genome assembly. NCBI's taxonomy places the organism in Eukaryota, Viridiplantae, Streptophyta, Magnoliopsida, Poales, Poaceae.